Messenger RNA from Coregonus clupeaformis (lake whitefish), 1647 nucleotides. Its product is annotated as mediator of RNA polymerase II transcription subunit 18-like. Gene Ontology annotation, cellular component: mediator complex; core mediator complex. Gene Ontology annotation, molecular function: transcription coregulator activity. Lineage: Eukaryota; Metazoa; Chordata; Actinopteri; Salmoniformes; Salmonidae. Gene Ontology annotation, biological process: regulation of transcription by RNA polymerase II; termination of RNA polymerase II transcription. The record is from RefSeq and is a predicted model, not a curated record. The transcript is spliced from 3 exons. The coding region runs from base 613 to 1239 and encodes 208 amino acids.
AAAAAGUAAUAUAAUCACAUUAUGGCAUAACCUUUUGUUUGUAUUUCAAAUUGGUAUUGCACUGUGUCAAGCACUUCUGUACUUUUAACCUUUAAAUCACUGUAAAAAGAAAAGGAUGAAAGCCUGGUUUUUAUCUCAAAAAGCAUAAAGCCUGUGUAUUUAGAUGUCUAUACAUGUCAUUUGUGACAUACUUGUAAACAAGUUGCUGAAAUGUGACAUUUUGAACUCAAAAUCGAUCCACCGAGUUGCUUUCAGAACACUCUACAACGUUUCCGUUCUUGAAUGCCCCACGCUCCAAACCGUUGCGCAAUGCGCGGAUCUGGGUGAAACGCUAGAUAGCUAGCAAGCUAUUCCUCUCCCAUCCCACGGGCUCAACUCUAGCCAUUCUCUCACUGCUGAAAAGUGGCAUUUGUGUAGCUGUUGCUUUUGAAAGUUGAAAACGUUUAUUUGUAGCUGCCUCGCAACCUAGCUUCAAUUUAACCUUAUUUCGCUAUGAUUGCAAGUUAGCUUGAGUUGCUUGCUGCAGUGCCAGUGGCAGUUUGGGAAGGAAGAAUCAGAUACGCGGCAGUCCAAGCCGCCAUACAUAAGCUACCUCUCUGACACUGACGAGUGAUGGAGGCCCCACCAGUCUCAGUGCUGCCCAUCACGGGGGGCACAAUCAACAUGAUGGAGUACCUGCUGCAAGGCAGCAUCUUGGACCAGGCCCUCGAAAGCCUAUUGCACCGCCUCCGGGGCCUUUGUGACAACAUGGAACCUGAGACGUUCGCCGACCAUGAGCUGGUCUACCUCCUGAAGGGCCAGCAGGGCAACCCGUUUCUGCUACGUGCCCGCCGCUCCCUCUCCCACCCCACGGUGCCCUGGCACCUGCGCUACCUGGGCCAGCCGGAGGUGGGCGACAAGUCCCGCCACGCCCUGGUUCGCAACUGUGUGGAUGUGGCUGCCUCGCACAGCCUGCCCGACUUCCUCAACGAGAUGGGCUUCCGCAUGGACCACGAGUUCGUAGCCAAGGGCCACAUUUUCCGCAGAGGCGUGCUCAAAGUGGUGGUGAGUAAACUGUCACGCAUCCUGGUCCCCGGGAAUACAGAGAACACUGAGCCGCUGUCACUCUCCUACCUGGUGGAGCUCAGUGUGUUGGCCCCCGCGGGCCAGGAUACCAUGUCGGAGGACAUGCGCAGCUUCGCUGAGCAGCUCAAGCCCCUGGUUCACCUGGAGAAGAUUGACCCCAAGAGACACAUGUAAGAAAGGGUGUGUUAUGAUGAGCCUCUGUUGGCUGUCAUGGACAAAGUGGAGUUUUUAUUAAUGGGACUUAUUAAUUACAUGGGACUUAUUUUUAUAUGAUUCCUGUAAGAAAGAGCUUUCCCACAGUCCUUUGUCUCUGUGAAUGAACUCUAGAUCUCACAAUCUUGAUGUGUAUCUCGUACAUUUGGAGAAGGACCAUCUGCCAUUAGGAUGUUAGUGGUGUUUGAAAAGGACUUCACAUGAGGUUUAUGACACAUUGAUGAUGUGACAAAUGAGGCUUUGAAUGAGUCAAUAAAUAACAAUGUUUCUAUUCACAGUGCUGAACUCUUAGAACAUUGGUUUCGUAUGAUGCUGAUGUUUCAAGAAAUGCUCAGAGCUAUAAUGUUUAUUAAACAUUAUUUUUCUCAA